Molecule: messenger RNA, 1095 nt
Organism: Ylistrum balloti
Lineage: Eukaryota; Metazoa; Mollusca; Bivalvia; Pectinida; Pectinidae
Exons: 1
Coding region: 1-1095 (364 amino acids)
Source: RefSeq, a predicted model, not a curated record
AUGAGUUUGAUUCCUGAAAUAGGACACCUUUAUCACGACUUCAGUAUCUCCAACGCCUACACUGCCCUCGACGCACGUGAACAGUUACGAACACGUCAGCUCAAUGCACGGGAGGAUAAACAUCUUGGAAAGUAUACGGAGGUUCUAGAUAAAGCUAAGGACAUAUGUAAACGAAGGCGAGAAUGGGAGGAAGACACUUUGCGGAGGCAGCUGAGAGUUCUUCAGAUGAAAACUCCCUCGUUAGACAGGGGUUUAAGACAAGAGACUGAGAGAUUACGGCGAUACGAGACGUCUAUGACGUCACGGAACAACACAGCUGGACGAGGAAUGCAGUCACGGAUGACAAGUGUUUCUGAGAAAGCAACUUUGUAUAGUCAUCAGUGGCCUUCACAUACCAUGAUGUCAUCACCUCAAUCGUCUUUGAGUCGACGUGGAGUCGAGUCUCGUAGGACCUUCACGAGAAGUACGGAUUCUAGUUCUGGUAGUAACACACGCUCUGAUCAGAAUACAGAAAGUCAGGUGAAUUUCAUGCGACGAGCAGAACGCGUAACGAAAGAACUUCACAAACUCUACCGGCGACAUGGAGAACGCAAAUCGUCAAAUCAACAUCUAACGGACCUUCUCAAAGAUAAUAACAGGGAAUUACUAAUGAAAGCUAGAAUAUUUUUUAAAGACGACGAGGCUACUGCCGUACUAGAAUCCAUUCUUUCUGGUGAUCAUUCUAAACGGAAAAACGGUGUUCAGUUUCGAAAGGAUAAUGGGCUUUAUCCUGAUAAUGAGUACACCGACAUGCUAACAACAGUCAACAAUGACACUACAACUGGCUUGGACAGGGAUUCAUCAAGAGAUCCGACUUUGAUGCCGUUGCUAAAUGAUGUCUCGGACACUGAGUCAGGACCAGCAUCAUCAACAAUCGCGAACGCUUCUGAUAACGAAUCUCUUAUCAAUCGUGGUCGUACUAAAUGGACCGAAAUAUUCAAAACACCAGAACUCUGGAAAAUGUACACAGAUAGAAAUACAAGCAAAAAGAAACAGGACGCAGUAUCGUCACUUGUUACAAUAACCGCAAGAUACAGAAGAACGAUGGUCAGGUGA